AGUUUAAAUACUAUACUUUAUCUGCAGCUGACUUGAACAAUGGUGUUGCAAGGAAGGAAUCAUUGACUAAAGAAGUAACCCGGAUAUGGGUCAAUGAGGAUAUUAAAAUGCGAAGCUUUUCUCCAACUCCAAAAUUACCUCUGAAAGAAGAGGAGGAGCCUGAGGAGGAAGAUGAUGAUGAAUUGGGCCAUGCGGACACAUAUGCUGAAUAUAUGCCAAUGAAAUUGAAAGUUGGCUUGCGCCAUCCCGAUCCAGUUGUGGAGACCAGUUCUUUGUCCAGUGUAAUGCCACCUGAUGUAUGGUAUCGACUAACUGUACAAGAAGAGACUAUUGAUAGUGGUUGGCUUUCUGCUUUGCAGCUGGAAGCCAUCACCUAUGCUUCUCAGCAACAUGAAACAUUCCUCCCCAAUGGGGAUCGUGCAGCCUUUCUGAUAGGGGACGGUGCUGGUGUCGGUAAAGGGCGAACAAUUGCUGGCAUUAUUUUUGAGAAUUACCUUCUUGGUAGAAAACGAUCACUAUGGUUUAGUGUAUCCAAUGACUUAAAGUAUGAUGCUGAACGGGACCUGCGGGACAUUGGAGCAAAAAAUAUCCAGGUUCAUGCGCUGAAUAAGUUCAAAUAUGGAAAAAUAUCUUCGAAACAAAAUGGAAGUGUGAAGAAAGGUGUAAUUUUUGCAACAUACUCUUCUCUAAUUGGCGAAAGUCAAUCGGGUGGAAAAUAUACAACCAGGUUAAAACAACUUCUGCACUGGUGUGGUGAAGAUUUUGAUGGAGUAAUUGUUUUUGAUGAAUGCCACAAAGCUAAAAACUUGUCUCCAGUUGGUUCCUCAAAACCCACCAAAACAGGUUUGGCUGUGCUGGAAUUACAGAACAAAUUGCCAAAGGCGAGGGUGGUGUAUGCUAGUGCUACAGGUGCAUCGGAACCACGAAACAUGGCUUAUAUGAAUCGACUUGGAAUCUGGGGUGAAGGUACACCCUUCAAAGAAUUCAAUGAUUUUAUUCAAGCUGUGGAAAGGAGAGGUGUUGGGGCAAUGGAGAUUGUUGCUAUGGAUAUGAAGCUAAGAGGAAUGUAUAUAGCAAGACAGCUGAGCUUUUCUGGAGUAACCUUCAAAAUUGAAGAAGUUCCCCUCAGUCAAGAUUAUAUCAAGAUGUAUAAUAAAGCAGUUAAACUGUGGGUGGAGGCCAGGGAGAAAUUUCAGAUGUCGGCUGAGCUGAUUGAUGCAGAGCAACGGAUGAAAAAAUCCAUGUGGGGACAGUUCUGGUCAGCACACCAGAGAUUCUUCAAAUACCUUUGCAUUGCAUCCAAAGUUAAAAGAAUAGUACAACUGGCCCGAGAAGAGAUCAAAAAUGGAAAGUGCGUGGUUAUUGGUCUGCAAUCUACUGGAGAAGCAAGAACUCUUGAAGCUCUGGAGGAGGGUGGUGGUGAACUGAAUGAUUUUGUUUCAACUGCUAAAGGAGUCCUUCAGUCUUUGAUUGAGAAACACUUCCCAGCACCUGACAGAAAGAAGCUGUACAGUUUGUUGGGGAUAGAUAUGACUGCGUCCAGUAAUCAUGACUCUCCCACUGACAGUCCAUCAAGACAGAGCAAGGGAAAAAAGCGAAGAGCUAAUGAGGACAAAAGGGAAGCAAAAAAACCUCGUAAGAGCAAAGGACUUGCUGGCAGCAGCUCUUCAGAGAGCGAGUCUGAAGCAUCUGAAAGUGAAGGCAGCGAUGAAGAAAGUUUUCUGUCUGUCAGUUCUGGCGAUGAUGACUUUAACCCUUUUAGAGAUGAAUCUUCGAAUGAAGAAGAUGAUCCUUGGUUAGUGAGGAAGGAUCGCAAGAAAGACAAAGACAAGAAGAAGAAAAAGAAAAGUAUUGAUCCCGAUUCUAUCCAAAGUGCCUUACUAGCAUCUGGCCUUGGAUCAAAAAAACCUAGUUUCUCCACCACCACAAUCAGUAGUAGCACAACGAACAAUGCAAUUCCUUCAGGUAACAGCAGCCAUAGUAUUGUAG
Molecule: messenger RNA, 1989 nt
Organism: Rhincodon typus (whale shark)
Lineage: Eukaryota; Metazoa; Chordata; Chondrichthyes; Orectolobiformes; Rhincodontidae
Product: protein strawberry notch homolog 1-like
Exons: 15
Biological process (GO): regulation of DNA-templated transcription
Cellular component (GO): nucleus
Molecular function (GO): chromatin DNA binding; histone binding
Source: RefSeq, a predicted model, not a curated record